Molecule: messenger RNA, 513 nt
Organism: Chaetomium fimeti
Lineage: Eukaryota; Fungi; Ascomycota; Sordariomycetes; Sordariales; Chaetomiaceae
Exons: 2
Coding region: 1-513 (170 amino acids)
Biological process (GO): regulation of DNA-templated transcription
Molecular function (GO): zinc ion binding; DNA-binding transcription factor activity, RNA polymerase II-specific
Source: RefSeq, a predicted model, not a curated record
AUGGCGCCCACCAAACCAACCGGCUCCUCCGCCAACCCAAUCGACCUCACCGCCCGCCCAUCCACAACCACACCCACACCCACCGUGACACCCACAUCCACAACCCCAGUCGUCACCACCACCACCACCGGCGGCGGUGUCAUCUCAGGCCGCAUCACCAAAUCCAAAUCCACCAAAUCCACCCCGACCAAACCGAAAUCCACCCCCUCCAAGACCAAGAAAACCCCCUCCAAAGCUGCCACCGACACCCCCAACACCCCCAAAAGAGGUAAAGCCUCCGGCCCGUCCUGCCUGCCCUGCCGGCGCGCCAAGGCCAGAUGUGAUCGGGUGGUGGCGUGUGAGCGGUGCGUCAAGGCGGGGAAGGAGUGUGCCGGUAGUGGUGGUGGUGAGGGUGAGGGUGUGGAUGGGGGUGCUGCGGGUGGCAAGCCGGGCAAGGCGUGUGAGCGGUGCCGGAAGAUGAAGGCGGCGUGUGUGAGGCGGGAGAUCGACACCUGCGAUGACCUGCCCGGAUAA